This is a messenger RNA of Puma concolor (puma), 1009 nucleotides long. The record is from RefSeq and is a predicted model, not a curated record. NCBI's taxonomy places the organism in Eukaryota, Metazoa, Chordata, Mammalia, Carnivora, Felidae.
GCUCAGCCUCCUGGACCACGAGGACCUGAGCGACACUGCCCUGGAGAAGAAGAUGGCUGUUGCCUCCAUCCUGCAGAGCCUGCAGCCCCUCCCAGCCAAAGAAGUCUCCUGCCUGUAUGUGAACACAGCGGACCUCCACUCCGGGCCCAGCUUCGUGGAGUCCCUCUUUGAGGAGUUCGACUGUGACCUGAGUGACCUCCGGGACUUGCCAGAGGAUGACGGGGAGCCCUGCAAAGGAGCCAGCCCUGAGCCAGCCAAGAGCCCAUCUCUGAGACAUGCAGCCGACCUGCCUCCACCGCUUCCCAACAGGCCCCCACCUGAGGACUACUAUGAAGAGGCCCUUCCCCUGGGACCGGGCAAGUCCCCUGAGUACAUCAGCUCCCACAAUAGCUGCAGCCCAGCCCACUCCAUCAUGGACGGUUACUACGAGGAUGCAGAUAGCAGCUACCCUGCGACCAGGAUGAAUGGGGAGCUAAAGAACUCCUACAACGACUCUGACGCAAUGAGCAGCUCCUACGAGUCCUACGACGAGGAGGAGGAGGAAGGGAAAGGGCCACAGCCCACGCACCAGUGGCCCUCGGAGGAGGCCUCCAUGCACCUGGUGAGGGACUGCAGGAUAUGUGCCUUCCUGCUGCGGAAAAAGCGCUUCGGGCAAUGGGCCAAGCAGCUGACCGUCAUCAAGGAGGACCAGCUCCUGUGCUACAAAAGCUCCAAGGACCGGCAGCCACAUCUGAGGCUAGCGCUGGAUAUCUGCAGCGUCAUCUACGUGCCCAAGGACAGCCGGCACAAGAGGCAUGAGCUGCGCUUCUCCCAGGGGGCUACCGAGGUGCUGGUGCUGGCACUACAGAGCCGGGAGCAAGCCGAGGAGUGGCUCAAGGUCAUCCGAGAGGUGAGCAGGCCUGCCGGGGGCACAGAGGGGGCAGACAUGCCCAGAUCCCCAGUCCUCGUGUGCAAGCUGGACCUAGACAAGGUACAUCUGUCUCCACGAGGCCUCCUCUGUGCCAGGUAG